UAUCAGAGGAGUCCCAGGAAAGUCAGCAGGGUAUGAAAACAGAUCCCUAAAAAUGAAAGUGCAGCCUGAAAGUCAGGAGUGUGGGAGGUGGAGGUGUGUGUGCUCUUCUGCUGAGGAGCCCUGGGCUCCGCAGAGCAGACAGGGGAGCUUUGUGCACCCUGAGCAGUGAGCCAGCUGCCCUCCUCUGUCCCUCGGGUGGCCUGCGCUCCAGCAGCAUGCAGGGGCUGCUCUUCACUCUCGUCCUGGCUGGCCUGGCACAGUUUUGCUGCAGGGCACAGGGCACUGGGCUGUUAGAUGUGACACCUGAAGGAAGGCCUGGAGAAGCAUCACAAGUGCAUCAGCGUAAGCAGUUUUGUCACUGGCCUUGCAAAUGUCCUUAUCAGAAGCCCAGUUGUCCCCCUGGAGUGAGCUUGGUGAGGGACGGCUGUGGAUGCUGUAAAAUCUGUGCCAAGCAACCGGGGGACAUCUGCAAUGAAGCUGACCUCUGUGACCCACACAAAGGGCUGUACUGUGACUACUCGGCAGACAGGCCAAGCUACGAGACCGGAGUGUGUGCAUACCUUAUAGCUGUUGGAUGUGAGUUCAACAGGAAGCAUUAUCAUAAUGGCCAAGUGUUUCAGCCCAAUCCCCUGUUCAGCUGCCUCUGUGUGAGUGGGGCCAUUGGCUGCACACCUCUGUUCAUACCAAAGCUGGCUGGCAGUCGCUGCUCUGCAACUAAAGGGGGAAAGAUGUCUCAUCAAUCAAACUGUGGCCUGGAACCACUACCAGGGCAGCUUUUGAGAAGCCACAAAGCAAUGCCAGCUUAUAGAAAUCUUCCACUCAUUUGGAAAAGAAAAUGUCUUGUGCAAGCAACAAAGUGGACUCCUUGUUCUAGAACAUGUGGGAUGGGAAUAUCUGAUAGGGUAACAAAUGAAAACAGCAACUGUGAAAUGAGGAAAGAGAAAAGACUGUGUUAUAUUCAGCCUUGCAACAGGAAUAUUUCAAAGAUAGUAAAGAUCCCCAAAGGAAAAACAUGUCAACCCACCUUCCAGCUCUCCAGAGCUGAAAAGUUUGUCUUUUCUGGAUGCUCGAGUACUCAGAGUUACAAACCCACUUUCUGUGGAAUAUGCUUGGAUAAGAGAUGCUGCAUCCCAAAUAAGUCUAAAAUGAUUACCAUUCAAUUUGAUUGCCCAAAUAACGGGUCAUUUAAAUGGAAGAUGCUGUGGAUUGUAUCUUGUGUAUGUCAAAGAAACUGCAGAGAACCUGGAGAUAUGUUUUCUGAACUUAAGAUUCUAUAAAGCCAAGCACAUGGGGGAACAGUCAAUCAUGUCAUAUAAUCAAAAAAAAUAGAGUGU
Molecule: messenger RNA, 1334 nt
Organism: Nycticebus coucang (slow loris)
Lineage: Eukaryota; Metazoa; Chordata; Mammalia; Primates; Lorisidae
Gene: CCN6
Product: cellular communication network factor 6
Exons: 5
Coding region: 216-1277 (353 amino acids)
Biological process (GO): cell adhesion; signal transduction
Cellular component (GO): extracellular region; extracellular matrix
Molecular function (GO): integrin binding; heparin binding
Source: RefSeq, a predicted model, not a curated record